Messenger RNA from Balearica regulorum gibbericeps (East African grey crowned-crane), 1140 nucleotides. The record is from RefSeq and is a predicted model, not a curated record. NCBI's taxonomy places the organism in Eukaryota, Metazoa, Chordata, Aves, Gruiformes, Gruidae.
AUGGCCCCCCGCAUCCCGCCCACGCGGCUGGCCCUGCACCACUUCGACAUGAACUACAGCCUGCAGCUGAAGGACCUGUGGCCCUCUGUCCGCGCCAGUCUGCUCUGCGAGCAGAAGUACGGUGCCCUCAUCAACAACUUCUCUCCUGUCGACCACGUCACCCAAGAGCUGGAGCUGCUGAAUGCUACCGAUUUUGUUUCCGAAGUCCCCAAAAAGGCACAGCGAUUGCAGCGGGGUGCAGCUGCGGAGGAAGUGGGGAGAGAGGAAGGCAGGUCUGGUGAGGGCAGAACAGUGAUGCAGGCAGAGAUGAUGACGCAGGCAGAGACAUCACCACCGCUUCGUGCCUCCAUCAGCCCCAACAUCAAGUGUUACACCUUCCCCAGGGGUGAUAUCACACGCUUUCGCCCUGCACGGCCAGACACUCUGGGUCUCCUCAACUAUUAUCUCAUGGACGCAGCAUCUCUCCUGCCUGUCCUGGCACUCAACGUGCAGCCGGAUGAGUUUGUCCUUGACCUCUGUGCGGCUCCAGGUGGGAAGACUCUGGCUCUGCUGCAGACCGGGGUUUGCGGGCACCUGGCAGCCAAUGAUGUCUCUAUUUCCCGGACAAAGAGGCUGUACCAGAUUCUCCAUAGCUACGUUCCCAAAGAAAUCAGGGAAAUUGUGAGCGUCACGUCCUGCGACGGAAGGGACUGGGGUCAGCUGGAAGGUGGCACUUUCCAUAAGGUCCUGGUGGAUGUGCCCUGCACGACGGACAGGCAUUCUGUCAUGGAGCAGGAGAACAACAUCUUCCACAAGAGAAGAACCAAGGAGCGUCAGAUGUUGCCAAUGCUGCAGCUGCAGCUGCUGAUGGCUGGGAUCCUCGCUACCAAGCCGGGAGGAGAGGUGGUGUAUUCUACGUGCUCCCUCUCCCCGCUGCAGAAUGAGUAUGUGAUCGAGAGAGCGGUAGAAAUUGCAGAAAUCCAGUUUAACAUCAGUAUCCAUGUUGAGGACUUGAGCCACUUUCGGACGCUCUUCCAGGACACAUUUUCCUUCUUCUCAGAUUGCCGGCUGGGGGAGCUUGUCCUGCCUCACCUCACAGCCAACUUUGGACCUAUGUAUUUCUGCAAAUUACGUCGGAUGUAGAAGCGGUGACAGACUGUG